This is a messenger RNA of Funneliformis mosseae, 1416 nucleotides long. NCBI's taxonomy places the organism in Eukaryota, Fungi, Glomeromycota, Glomeromycetes, Glomerales, Glomeraceae. The record is from the annotation of a GenBank genome assembly.
AUGUCAGAAUUUUAUAAAAACCUUUCAAAUGAUUUUAUUGCGUUACUUGAUAAUUCGGAUGAUUAUAACGUUGUUAUUAGAGUAGGGGAAGAAGAAAAGGCGUUUCGAGCACACUCAGUUAUUCUUAGGGCGAGGUCACCAUAUUUUAAAACAGCAUUAUCAAGUGAUUGGGCGAGAAAAGAAGGUGGUUCUAUAAUGUUCACCAAACCAAAUGUUACCCCUACCGUCUUUGAAAUUAUUCUAAAAUACAUAUAUUCAGGAGAUAUAGAUCUAAAUAGCAAGGAUACUUCUGAUAUACUUGAAUUACUCAUUGCAUCUGAUGAAUUAUUAUUACAAGAAUUGUUUAAUCAUGUACAAUCUUAUUUAUUAACCAACAAAAAGGAAUGGAUUAAAAAGAAUGUAGUCAAAGUUCAUCGUACGAUCAAUUCACAUGAAGGUUGUCAAAAAUUGCAAAAUUUUUGUUUAGAAACAAUUUGUAAAAAUCCUUUAUUGGUGUUUAAAUCGGAUGAUUUUUCAACAUUUGAGGAAUCAUUAUUAUUACCAUUAUUAUCUAGGGAUGAUUUACAAAGCGAAGAGAUUGAAGUAUGGGAUCAUUUGAUUCAAUGGGGUAUUUCUCAAAUGGAUCAAUCAUCAUCUUGUCCCCCUUCAAAAGAUGUUUCAAAGUGGGAGAAGAAAGAUUUUAAAGAAUUGCAAAGGAUUUUAAAAAAUUGCAUACCUUUAAUAAGAUUUUUUGAAAUCUCCUCAAGUGAAUUUUAUGAUAAAGUUUACCCUUAUCAAUCAAUUUUACCAAAAGAUUUAAAGGAAGAUUUGAUGAAAUAUUAUUUAAAAUCGGGAGUUGUUAAACCACAAAAUUGGUUAAGUAAACCAAGGGUCAUUUCAUUUGAUUCAACAUUGAUUAAACAAGAACAUGUGGCGAGGUUAUGUGAUUGGAUAGAUAGAAAAGAUGGUAAACCAUAUACAUUUGAAAACGUUCCUUAUAAAUUUAGAUUGUUAAUCCGGGGUACGAAAGAUGGGUUUGAAUCGGAAACUUUUCAUGAAAAAUGUGAUCAUAAGGGUCCAACAAUUGUUGUAAUGCAGAUAGCUUAUUCGGGAGAAUUGGUUGGUGGUUAUAAUCCUAUCGAAUGGUCGACCGGAGAUUCUAGAAUUACGACACAAAAUAGUUUCUUAUUUAGCUUUCCUAAACAAGGUAACAUCGCUGAUGCCAAACUAUCUAGGGUAAACAGGCCUGGUUAUGCCAUACGUGUAAAAGACAAAACUCACGGUCCUUGUUUCGGUGAUAAAGAUUUAUGGAUGAAACAUAAUUUUAAUGCUUAUGAUAGUUGUUCUUCUGAUAAGGACGAUUAUCAAGAUAGGGUUACGACUUUAUCCAAAUUUUGGGUUAUAGAAUAUGAGGUAUUUCAAGUUAUCAAAAAGUGA